Poeciliopsis prolifica (blackstripe livebearer) is the source of this 2590-nucleotide messenger RNA. RefSeq names its product transforming growth factor beta-3 proprotein-like. The coding region runs from base 347 to 1570 and encodes 407 amino acids. Gene Ontology annotation, biological process: SMAD protein signal transduction; regulation of cell population proliferation; BMP signaling pathway. Gene Ontology annotation, cellular component: extracellular region. The transcript has 7 exons. The record is from RefSeq and is a predicted model, not a curated record. Gene Ontology annotation, molecular function: type II transforming growth factor beta receptor binding; growth factor activity; type III transforming growth factor beta receptor binding. NCBI's taxonomy places the organism in Eukaryota, Metazoa, Chordata, Actinopteri, Cyprinodontiformes, Poeciliidae.
UCAGCAGCUCGAAGUCGCAUAUACCUCGUUAACGUGACAGCCUGCGGUCAACCUGCACGGAGAAUAAAACUUGAUGCUCCAAAUAAACGACGCGAGACAAACCGCUCACGGACCAGGAGGACUGAUGGACUGAACAGACGAAUACAGAAAGAAAGUCUUAAUAGGGAUCUGAAUCGGGUGAAUAAAUAAUGGGCGAACUUAAAUUCGGAUUUGCACAAAGAGGAGUGAGUCCACAGGUUAGUUUUUAAGCUGGAGAAGAAGAGAAGCUGGUUUAAAAGGUAGAGGCAGUCCUCUCUCUGAGCCGUCACAUUUCAGCUCCCAGAGCGAAACAAAUGCGGACAGAAAGAUGCAUCUGGGCAAAGCUCUACUGUUCGUCCUCCUCCUCAACUGCGCGACUCUGAGCUCGCCCCUGUCCACUUGUGCCACCGUGGACAUCGACCAUGUGAAGAGGAAGAGGGUCGAGGCGAUCCGGGGUCAGAUCCUGAGCAAGCUUCGGCUGUCGAGCCCCCCGCACUCCCUGGGACCGAGCAAGGUACCCUAUCAGAUCCAGGCGUUAUAUAACAGCACGAAGGAGCUUCUGGAGCAGCUGGGCAGGGAUCGGAAGCAGAGCUGCGGACAGGACAACACAGAGACGGAGUACAUCGCCAAAGAGAUCUACAAAAUCAGCAUGGUGCACGGAACCCCAGACAACAAUAAUCUGCCCUGCCCUAAAAGCCUGACUUCUAAAGUUUUCCGCUUCAAUGUCACUGAAAUGGAAAGGAACUCAACCAACCUGUUCAGAGCAGAGUUUCGAGUCCUGAGGGUACCAAACCCCAAAGCCAUGAGAAGUGAACAGCGGAUUGAGCUCUACCAGAUUUUGAGACUAAACGAGCACAUCAGGAAGCAGCGUUUCAUCGCUGCUAAAAAUGUGCAGACCAGAGGCUCUCCUGAGUGGGUCACCUUCGAUGUGACAGAAACUGUACGAGAGUGGCUGAUAAACAAAGGAUCUAAUCUAGGUUUGGAAAUCAGUGUGCAUUGUCCCUGUCAUACCUUCAAUUCAAACGGUGACAUCAUCGACAAUGAAAAGGAGAUUCUGGAGGUGAAGUUUAGAGGUGUUGAUGGAGAUGAGGAGCAGAGUCGCUUGGAUCUGGACAACCUGAAAAAAAAUAAGCAGCAACACCCUCCUCACCUCAUCCUCAUGAUGAUCCCACCCCACCGCAUGGACACCCACUCCUCUCGCCGACGCAAAAGAGCGCUGGACACAAACUACUGCUUCUCAAACACGGAGGAGAGCUGCUGCGUUCGCCGGCUCCACAUAGAUUUCCGCCGCGAUCUGGACUGGAAGUGGAUCCAUGAGCCCAGUGGCUACGAUGCCAACUACUGCUCCGGUCCCUGCCCUUACCUGAGGAGCUCCGACACGACACAUAGCUCGCUGCUGAGCUUGUACAACACUCUGAAUCCAGAGGCCUCCGCCGCCCCCUGCUGUGUUCCUCAGGACCUGGAGCCCCUCACUAUUCUCUACUACUCUGGACGGACCCCUAAGGUGGAGCAGCUCUCCAACAUGAUCGUCAAGUCUUGCAAAUGUAGCUGAGAGGACACAAAAGACUGAUUGAGUUGAAAAGAUUUCACUAGGUACAGAAGAGGAAAACCUCGUAGACUCUGAGCUGUGAUGAAUACUUAAACUGACCCCGUGGCUUUUCUCUGAACAAAAACUAUUUUUUCUUCUUGUUCCUUGCUAAUUUUGCUGUUACAGAGACACUUCCGAGAGGCAAGUUAUUUUUAAAACCUGACCCAAAUUUAACCCCAGCUGAAUCAAAUUUAUUUUAUGGUCCAUUUUCAACUUCAAAAGUCAGAUAAUCCAUAGAGUUACAAUCUCAACAUUGUCAGCAGUGCAGCUUUUUAUUUCUGUCCUAAAUUUUAAAAUCUGCUCCCCUGAAUGGUCGGAUUUCUUUCUGGCUGGGGAUUUUGUUUAAACUUUCCUUAAGUUCCCUUCUCUGUAGACAGUGGGCAUUAUCUUCAAACACAAAAGGAGAAAGGACAGACUCACUGCUGUAUCCAAAGCCAUAGCUGUGGUCUGGGGAAAGGAGAGCUGAGUGAGAAUGCCUGUUGGAUUUGCAAUGGAAAGGCAAUGAACAAAGAAAUUGAGCCAAGGUUUUCUCUUUUGGCCAGCCAGCAGCGGUGGCCCUUUUAUUUUCUGUGCAUCUAUUAGAGCGGAUGGACAGGAAAGAAGAAAAGGGGACCUGAAUUGCAGGAAAGGAUUGUGUUGGAAACUAGCCACGGGUGCGCUGCCAUUCACUGGAUGUUUUCAUUCCUAACAGGUUCAAAUUAUUAUUUUUUUUUCCUCCUUGAACAUCAAAGAAUUUACUGGAAGAGAGCAAGUGUUAUGCAACGAGCUUUUAUGAGAUUUCUUUUACAUUAAUAGCAGAUUUUGUCUGUUAUGUAACUUGUCAUAUAGUGAUUGUUUCACUAACAGAAGGGAAUUGACGCGUGUCGUCAUUAUCCACAAUGAAAGCCAUUUUAUUCUGUACUAUACCUAGGAUACUGUUACAUUGUAAUUUAGAAAUGAUGUCCAACUUUUGUAUCUAUAUGUAUUAGACUAGCUUAACCUGUU